Erpetoichthys calabaricus (reedfish) is the source of this 7163-nucleotide messenger RNA. It is a transcript of the gene dpagt1, whose product is annotated as dolichyl-phosphate (UDP-N-acetylglucosamine) N-acetylglucosaminephosphotransferase 1 (GlcNAc-1-P transferase). The transcript has 9 exons. Gene Ontology annotation, molecular function: UDP-N-acetylglucosamine-dolichyl-phosphate N-acetylglucosaminephosphotransferase activity. NCBI's taxonomy places the organism in Eukaryota, Metazoa, Chordata, Cladistia, Polypteriformes, Polypteridae. The record is from RefSeq and is a predicted model, not a curated record. Bases 368 to 1585 code for a protein of 405 amino acids. Gene Ontology annotation, cellular component: membrane. Gene Ontology annotation, biological process: dolichol-linked oligosaccharide biosynthetic process; protein N-linked glycosylation.
UGCAACGUCACCUCCAGCGACGGAAGUAAUUUUUUGUGCCUGGUUUCUGAAACCGGGAUCGGAAGGACACGUGUAACCGGUAGUAAAAACUGUCAAGUGCAGCAGUGGAUUGGAGUUUGAGUUUUUCUUUUCUUUACAGCAUUGCUGAUCUCAGCUGUUUAGAUUGUUUUUAUUCGUGUGUAGACUAAAUGUAAUCGGUUAUUUGGGCGGGGCAUCUGCAGCAGCGAUUGUGUCUGUUAGCGGGGGGCGGAUCUGAACAGGCAGUUCAUGUCAAAAGGACGCAGGCUAGUCACAGUGCCCGAGACUGAUCAGCCGAUCAUUAUAUGCAAGCUUUCUGUGGAUAUCUAUCUUCCUAACGUCGAUCACUAUGUGGGCUGGUCCCGCUUUUCCACUGCUGACAAGUCUCUGUUACUCGGUGUUGGGUUUCCUGGCGACGCUGAAACUGAUCCCGGCGUUCAGGGGACACUUCAUUUCUGCCCGGCUCUAUGGAAUGGAUCUGAACAAACCUGUCAAAGUGCAGAUCCCCGAGUCACAAGGAGUAAUAAGUGGCGCCGUCUUCCUUAUUAUCCUUUUCUGCUUCAUUCCUGUCCCGUUCCUCAGCUGUUUUGUGAAGGAGCCAUGUGAAAAUUUCCCACAUGAUGAGUUUGUCCAGUUGAUCGGAGCACUUCUUGCUAUUUGCUGCAUGAUCUUUCUUGGCUUUGCGGAUGAUGUUUUGAACCUGCGCUGGCGGCACAAGCUUCUCUUGCCUACCAUGGCUUCUCUACCGCUCCUUAUGGUAUACUUCACCAAUUUUGGCAACACCACCAUUGUUGUGCCUAAGCCGUUCCGUGGUUUGCUUGGACUGCACCUUGACUUGGGAAUACUCUACUAUGUGUACAUGGGAAUGCUGGCCGUGUUCUGCACCAAUGCCAUUAAUAUUCUGGCAGGCAUCAACGGGAUUGAGUCGGGUCAGUCGCUUCUCAUCUGUGGCUCUAUCAUCAUCUUCAACGUCAUUGAACUGCAAGGUGACUUCAAAGAUGACCAUGUGUUCUCUCUCUACUUCAUGAUCCCUUUCUUUUUCACCACACUGGCACUUUUCUACCACAAUUGGUAUCCUUCAUCAGUCUUUGUUGGAGACACGUUCUGCUAUUUUGCUGGGAUGACUUUUGCAGUUGUGGGAAUUCUCGGUCACUUCAGCAAAACAAUGUUGCUUUUCUUCAUCCCGCAGCUGCUCAACUUCAUCUACUCACUUCCGCAGCUGUUCCAUGUGGUUCCGUGCCCCCGUCACCGACUGCCUAGAUUAGAUCCAGAUUCUGGAAAGCUGGGGAUGAGCUAUUCCAAGUUUAAGAAGAAAGACCUGUCUAGCCUAGGAGCUCUAGUGCUGAUGGUGGCAGAGAAGCUUCAUGUUGUUGAUGUGCGCCAUAGUCUACCUGAAGAGGAGUUUAUGGAGUGUAACAAUAUGACUCUCAUCAACCUUGUUCUGAAAGUGAUAGGUCCAACACAUGAAAGGACAUUGACUACUAUAAUGCUGCUCAUACAGGUGAUGGGUAGUGCAGUGGCUUUUGGAAUUCGCUACCACCUGGUGCGACUCUUCUAUGAUGUCUAGUUGAGGCCUGAAGAGUUGGUUUUCAUUUUUGAGGACGUUUGCCCAGUGUGUGCACUUCAUUUGCUUUCUUUUUCCUGAAAUGCAAGCUCCACCUGCCUGAGAGACGGUCUUUCCUUCAGGCUUAUGAAGAUUAGCAGGCCUUGGUGGUUCAGCAGACAUUGGCUCACAGCAACACUGCUUGCCACACAAGAUGGGACUGACUGCUACAUUAUCCAGGUCAGGACGGGCAGGUGAUUGCAUUACCUUAUCUUCUGUGCUCAUGAGUCUGCCAGCAAUCCAUCUCACAUGGAUCAGUGGCCUGGACGGUUGGUCAUGGUGUAGAGAGCACACUGUACAUCAGCCAGGAAUGUGCAAAUAGGUGAGAAGUAAAAAUUAUCACCAAAUGAAAUGGCAGGAAAGCACAACGUGGGGUUGUGUGUCACCAUGUAAUUAAACACAACCAUUCAGGUUGUCAUUUCUCCAAGGUGGUAGCGGAAAGACUUCAUCAGGCCACCUUGAGUGGCAGAAAUUAAAAAAAAAAAAAAAAAAAAAAAAAAAAAAAAAAAAAGCCCGUCAGGCUCCUCGGUUUCCUUGUCUUGCAUUACAAGCAAAUAUUUUUUUUGUUAGGCCACAAAUAAAUAUGUCGAUUGAUUGAGGUUCAGUAGAAUGUUUGAUUUACAUUUGCAUACUUAUCAAAAAGUGGCCUUAGCAUAUUGUGUUUCUAGUGGGCUCUGUCACUGACUUUAUUUUCCAGCCUGGUAAUCUGUCUUUGAAUUGCCAGGAAGUGCUUACUUGAAAAUGUAAUGUGUUUCUAUUGCAGACCACCAGUUCUAAGGGCCUCCACCUUUCAGCCUGGCAGCAUUAGAGGGCAGAUGGACUGUAUAAUUAUUUGUAACAUUAGGUUAAGUGGUGGCUCCUGGUGUGACUGAGUGUAACCAGUCAUGCCAGGCACACAUCAUACCUAGGCUUUUUUUUUCCCCCUGUAACUCUAUCUAUCUAUACAAAAUGAAUGUCACUUUUUUACACUGAUGGGCUCAGUCCCUCAAAAGUUUCAGAGUCCCUGUUUUGUCAAGUUCAAGACCCUGUGCUUUAGUCUCCCCAGUAAAUGAACUGUAAUUUAAUGAGUCCACAGGGGCAUGUAAAAACUGUGACGUGCUUUUACACAAACAAAUAGUAUGUCUUCCCCAUCCAACUGUUAAAUAUUGUGUAUGAUAUUAACAAUCCAUGUAAACCUAGCUGGUUUAUCUGAGAAAGUUUGAACACUUUUAAUUAAAUGCAGAGAAGGUAAUCAAAAAUGCACAUGGAAGGCAGCUAUAGAGCUCACAAGAAACCAAUUUGUAUGUAUUGUGCAGUAGCUCAGAUGUAUUUAUUUCAAGAAUACCACUGAUGUAACAGCUACUGUGUUGAACAAAAGCCUUCUGAACUUCACAGCUAACUAAUGAUGUGAAUUACAAGUGUUGCCUUUUCUAAAUCCUUACAUUUCCCAUAGUCAAUUUUGAAAGAGAAUAUUCAGUGUGAUGAAUGUCAGUCACGCUCUCUCUCUCUGUCAUUAUUUGCUCUUUGUGACUUUCAUCCAAAUUCUUCCAACACAACACAGAUGAGACCUAUCUUUAUUAAUACUAGGAACAAGGCAGGAACCGGUCCAACUCAUGCACACAUUCUGAUGGGGCCAAUUAAUCUAACCAGUGUAGCUUUGGAGAUGUAGGAGGAAAACCAAUGCUCUCAAGGGCAGAACGUGUACGUAUAAAAAGCUGUGGGACAGUAGUAAGAUCAGUGGGAUAAAGUGCUCAGUUUUGUAUACUGGUUUUAGGUUUUUUUUCCCCCCUGCUUAGCCUGCACAAAGUGCGCCUCCAGCCUGUUCCCAUUAAUAAACCAUUUGAACUUUUUUCCUGUAGCAUAUUAAGCAGGUUAGAAGACUGAUGGAUCUUUUUGCAGUGGUGUAAGCAGAACUCACUUCAGUAUCUCAACAGAGGUCUUGCCCAUGUACUGUUAUCUUCAAAGCACAGUUCCCCUCCUACAGCACUGGUAGUAAAUGCAUCCCUCUUCAAUGCACAUAUAUACAAAAAAUUAGAAAAUCAUCGAAAAGUUCAUUUAUUUCAGUAAUUCAAUUCAAAAAGUGAAACUCAUACACACAGAGUGAUAUAUUUCAAGCGUUUAUUUCUUUUCAUUUUGCUGAUUAUGGCUUAUAGCUAAUGAAAACCCAAAUUCAGUAUCUCAGAAAAUUUAAAAUAUUGACCCUUUUCACAAUAUUCUGACUCCUGGUGUCCCACUCGACUUAGCUAAUUAACCCAAAACACCUGCAAAGGGAUCUUGAACCUUUAAGUGGUCUCUCAAUCUGGUUCAGUAGGCCACACAAUCAGACUGCUGACAUGACAGUUGUCCAGAAGACAAUCAUUGAGACCCUCCACAAGGAGGGGAAGCCACAAAAGGUCAUUGCUAAAGAAGCUGGCUGGUCACAGAGUGCUGUAUCCAAGCAUAUUAAUGGAUGGUUGAGUGGAAGGAAAAAAUGUGGCAGAAAAAGGUGUGCAAGCAACAGGGAUAAGCAUAGCCUUGAGAGGAUUGUGAAGCAAUGUGAUGCAAAAGUAUCUGGGAUGUGGGCUACAACUUUACAGCAUUCCUUGUGUCAAGCCAUUCCUAAACCAAAGACAGCCCAGGUAAGACGCUUCUGAUGUUAAGGAGAAAACAGAAUGGACUGUUGCUCAGUGGUCCAAAGACCUCUUGUCAGAUGAAAGUAAAUUUUGCAUUUCAUUUGGAAAUCACGGUCCCAGAGUCUGGGGGAAGAGUGCAGAGGCACAGAAUCCAAGUUGCUUGAGGUCCAGUGUGAAGUUUCCAGUCAGUGAUGGUUUGGGGAGCCAUGUCAUCUGCUGGUGUUGGUCCACUGUGUUUUAACAAGUCCAAAGUCAGCACAUCCGUCUACCGAUUGGCCAGCAAACUCGCUUGACCUAAACCCCAUAGAGAAUCUAAGGGGUACUGUCAAGAGGAAGAUGAGACACAGCAGACCCACCAAUGCAUAUGAGUUGAAGGCCGCUAUCCAAGCAUCCUGAGCUUUCAUAACACCUCAGCAGUGUCACAGGCUGAUCACCUCCAUGCCACACCACAUCGAUGCAGUAAUUCAUGCAAAAGAAGCCCCGACCGAGUAUUGAGUGCGUACAUGGACAUACUUUUCAGUACGCCAACAUUUCUGUAUUCAAAAUCUUUUUUUAUUGGUCUUAUGUAAUGUUCUAAUUUUCUGAGAUACUGAAUUUUGAGUUUUCAUUACCUGUAUGCCAUAAUCAGCAAAAUGAAAAGAAAUAAACAUUUGAAAUGUAUCAUCACUCUGUGUGUAAUGAAUCUAUAUGAUAUGAGUUUCACUUUUUGAAUUGGAUUACCCAAAUAAUUAAGUUUUCGAUGAUAUUCUAAUUUAUUGAGAUGCACCUGUAUUUCCACUACCCUCAGGCAUGGCACAUCCUUCCAACACAUAGCAAGCAUCCAGGUCAACUCGUAGAUAUACUUCUUAUUUCGUUUUAGUUAAGACUUGUACUCACUUGAGAGAAUACUCCACCCAAAAAGUAUAUAUUUUGUAUGUUACUUUACUCCUGGUAGAUUGUAAUGAUGGUCAAGAAAAUUUUUUAAUCUCAUGUUUUUACAGAACAGAGGAAAGGGUGGGUUUGGCUCCAGCAGACCCCCGUGACCCUGUGUUCGGAUUCAGCAGGUUGGAAAAUGGAUGGAUGGAGAGGAAAGGGUGUUUCUGAUACAGCAUGAGUCUAUGGUGACCAAAUUUGGACUACAGCAAACAAAAUGAAACCAUCCAUGAACAAAAUCUCACGUUACUCAUAUCACAUAAUCCAUACGUGAAGUCUUCUAGUCGUAUAAAGUCCCUAACACACACAUUUUUACUAAAGUAUUGUUAAAUACAUGUUAAAUAAAUGACUAUUAUACCUGCCUCACACUCUCCACCUUGCAUUUUUUAACUUGCACUGCAUUUUUAUCACUCUUUAAUUAAUAUUGUUUUUAUCAAUAUGCUGCUGCUGGAGUAUGUGAAUUUCCCCUUGGGGAUUAAUAAAGUUCUCUAUCUAUUAAUCUAAUCUAAAUAAAUUACUUCCUGAAAAACUAAAAUAGAGAACAUGCAAAGAAGCAUAUGAAUUGUAGAGCAUCGGACAACUUCCAUUGUCUAACAAUAGUCACCAUUGACAUACAGUAUAUUGUAUCAGGAAAGUAUGAUAUUAUAUUUUUUUCUCAGCUAUCACUACAAACUACAGAGCUAAGUAACAUAUAAAACAAAAUAAUUUAUAUAAGGGUGGAGUGUUUCUUUAAGACCCUCUAGUCAUUUUAUAAUAAAGAGCUGAAGAGCACAUUAUACUGUACCUAUUUAUGGUAAAUAGCACUACUAUAGCCAUCUCCCUGGAUGAGGCCUUUUUUAAAAAUAUAAUCGCAUUUUAUUUUAUUUUUUUGAGCCAGUUGCACAGCUACUGUAUUUAGCAGUACUCUUGAGUUUAACCAGUGGCCUUUUAUCAGGCACUAUAGUCAUUGCUUUCUGAAGGAAAAAAAUGCAAAUUGUGUGCUUCUGAUUCUCUAUACCUAUAGCCAUCAGAUAGGAAACUGUCUGACCAGCCCUUCAGGAAAGAUCUUUUGUAAAAGUGUGUUAUUCUUAUUAGGAAUAUCAAAAGUUCAAAUCAGUUUUCUUAAUACUUUUACCAGAACCGAUGCCCACCUGACUGCCCUACAUCUGGUCACUAUUAUAGUAUCACUGGAAGGCAGGCUGGCUCAGUGGUUAGCCUUCAGCCUUGUAGCUCCAGGGAUGUAAGUUUGAUCGAUCUGAGAUUUGUCCCUGCUUUCAUACAAUGUUCUGUCUUCCAGUGAGUAUAUAAUGGAAAAAGAUGGCUUACAAAAUUUGUCAAGGUCUGAGUAGCCAAGUGCACCUUGGUGGGAUUCCACUCCUUGUUGCGUUGAAAUAGGGGGCAACGAAGUAUGAGAAACUGAGCAGAUGUGUUCUCCUAAUUUUGGAAACCAGUUUUGCAUUAACUGAGACUUGCACAAGUUUCACUUCCUCUACUUCAUACUUUGGACAGCUAAUAUAUUGAUUUACUGCUUACCUUCAACAUGUAUGCUGCUGAUCUGGGGGGGCAUUGGGAACUGCUUAUUUUUGCACUUACAGUUCCUCAGCAUUUUAUUGAAAAUGAUAUAUGACAGAUUGAACUAUCCAUCAUUUGAGAGCAGGAGUAAGACAUCUAUCCUUAUUUGUUGAGUUAAGCCUCUCAUCGGAAACACAAAUGCAAGGAAGGAAUGUAUUCAUUUUGGAAUAUUAGGCCUUCUGAGGGUGUAGGAAAACCCAGUUAUACGCACACAAACACGGGUGAGUUAGAAUGUCCCAUCUACCUCCUGUAGUAAGAUACAGUAUCUUUGGAUAUUAGGUGGAAACUGGGGGUCUCCAAGGAGAGACCCAUACAGACACUGGGAGGACAUGCUAAUGCCACAAAUAAAGCACUGUAGUGGGCAAGUGGGACUUGGUCAGAGGGGACACCAACUUCCCUGAGGUGACAGAUGAUGAUGAUGAUUUUUACCUACCUCAGCUCAGAAAUGUCAGAGAGAACAUUCCUAAUAAAAAGUUGACGACUCAUAA